Molecule: messenger RNA, 960 nt
Organism: Ceutorhynchus assimilis (cabbage seed weevil)
Lineage: Eukaryota; Metazoa; Arthropoda; Insecta; Coleoptera; Curculionidae
Source: the annotation of a GenBank genome assembly
AUGUCAGGCAAAAACCAACUUGUACAAAUUGCAAACAAAAUAAUCCUGGCUAAUUAUUUUAAUAAUUAUUGCCUCGAUACAAUGGAAAAUCAAAGAUUUGCCAUUAUAGUUUGCCACAAAUAUUUAACAAAAUGCUGUCCAGUGGCGGAACAUUUAAAUGAUUUUUUCGAAUGCGAAAAAAAGACUAAUUUGGUAAAACAUCGAUUACCAUUUUCGGAAUUCCAAGGGCUGAAAUAUAGCGGCUAUAAGCCAGAAGACAACGAGGAAGAAUUUUUACCAAUAAAUUUAAAAGAUGGCGGCAUUAUAAUGCAAUUCCAAGCCAACAAAGCCAAGAGGGAAUUGGGCAUUAAAGACAUUAUAGAAUUAUCUAAAAACGAAACUUAUUGUUUUGACGAAUUGAAACAACAUGAUAGGACUUCAAGUAAAUUUGCCGCAAUGUUUUCGCUUUGCCACAACCAAACUUGCCUGCAAAAAUGUUGCCCUUUCAACAAAGUAUACGAUGCGCAAAUGGAAAAAUGUUCUUCAAUGUUUAAAUUAGAAAGAGACAAAAAUAUCGAUAUUGCCUUUAUAAAUGAAGACAAUAAUAUUGAAAAUUUGUCUGAUUAUUUUUUGGUUUUCAAUAGAGAACCGGCCUGUGAAUUUCAUAAGGCCUUGCAUCCUUAUACAGUGGGGGUUGAUAGGAUUUUUUUGGAAAAUGAUGGUAAAAUUAUUAGGAAACAUUCUAGAAAAGAGGCUGAAAAGUUGGGGCCUACAGGAUUUUGUGUGGAUUUAUUUCGCGAAAACACCAUGCUAAUGGCCAACGGAUUCUUUUGUAAAAUUUACAAGAAAACCGAAUUCAAAGACGAAAUCCCUGCUGAAGAAGCAAACGAACUGGACGAUUGCCCAUCAAAAACCCCCAAAAACACCUUAAUCAUUGAACUAAUAAUAGUUAUAAUUUUAAUUAUAGUAAAAAACUAUUGA